Molecule: messenger RNA, 1734 nt
Organism: Schistosoma intercalatum
Lineage: Eukaryota; Metazoa; Platyhelminthes; Trematoda; Strigeidida; Schistosomatidae
Source: the annotation of a GenBank genome assembly
AUGAAUGAUUUUCAGAAGUUAUUAUUAAUUUUUGGUGGAUUUGUUUCGUAUAUGCUGGCUGAUGGAUACACUUACUCUAUGGGUAUAUUAUAUUCGGAGCUCAUGAGUGCUUUCCAUCUUAGUAGUGUUGAAACUGCCACCCUACCUGGAAUGAUUUUCUUAAUGCCUCAAUUUUUUGCACCCUUUCUGUGUCCACUACUUGACACUUAUGGGUUUUCGUCAGGUUCUGCAUGGGGUGCACUGUUAAUGUGGGUCGGAUGCUUUGUUUCCUCAUUUGCGAACAGCUUUCACAUUUUAUACUUGACUCUGGGCAUAUUGACCAGUAUUGGACUUCAGUUGACAUAUUUAUCUGCACUGAUGUCAGUUACUGCCCAAUUCGAGAACAGUUCAUAUUUUGGUUUAGCCAUAGGACUCACUAUGUGUGGUUCAGGUGUUGGUGCAUUUGGGUCGAAUUACCUUCUUGCUUGGCUCCUAAGUAUUUGGAAUUGGCGUGAGGUGUUAUUGAUCGAAUCCGCCAUACUUCUGAACAUUUUGGUUACAGCAUCGUGUUCUCAUCAUUUAGAUGCAGAACUAAACGCUAUAACAUUAGUGAAACAUGAGCUGAGUUAUCCUGACGGUAUAGAAGAUACAAACCAUCAGAACAAGUAUCCUUCUGAAGCAAAUUUUGCCAGUGAUUGCUCAAUAACUAAAUACUUUUUGAAUUCAAUUCCACUUUGUUUAUGUAUUCCAUCGUUAUUCCGCUUUCGAAAUUAUCAUCUACUUUUACCUCAUUCAAAUAUUAUAAAGAUCAAUGCUGAAAACAGUGAUUAUGAUAUCGUCAAUAAAGAAAGAAUAAAUGCAAUAAGAUUUUCAUUUGGAUGCCCACAAUUUUUACAAGAAUUCACUUCAAAUUUUAAAAAGUUAUUUUCACCGAAAUUAUGGAAAAAUACUAAUUUUUUAUUUUAUGUAAUAGCUAAUGGUAUAGCUGGUGCUGGAGUUGUCAUACCAUGGACAUUUAUUUACGAUCAUGUUCUAACUACUCUGUCUUAUUUGAAUGCUCAAAAUUCAAUUGGAGAUAUAAACAAUCAAGAUAUUUCUUGGCUUCCAUCUUUAAUUGGAUUCGGAUUGCUAUUUGGUCAAUUGUUUUAUGGUUUGGUAACUUCUCAGUUCGGUGACAUAGGUACAUGUUGUAAAAAUAACAAUCAAGAUUGCAAAGUUGAAAAUGGUAGCUCUUGUUGUCAACCAAAUUGUUUUCAAUCCGUCAAUAAAAAAUGUUCAUCGUCAAAGUAUAAAUUUCAUUUAGUAAUCUUCCUGAUAACACUUCUUUUAAAUAGUGCAUGUACACUAACUAUAGCUUUAGUCCCAUUAUGGUCUGUUCAGAGUGAGUUAAAGCACUUCGAAUUAUUCUCACAUCAAGAAGGAAAACUAUUAGCGUUGGCUUGUUUUUUUGUUGGCGUAUCAAAUGGUGGAUUGUACGUCAUGUUUCCACAGUUAAUCAUUGAUAUUGUUGGUACUAAAUUAUGGUCUUCUGGACUUGGCUUAUUUUUAACUUUUAAUGGUCUUAUGAAUUUGUGUGGAACUAAUAUUGGAGGCAAAAUAUAUGACACUAGAGGUUCAUAUCAAAUGGCACUUUUAAUCGCCGCAUUUCUGCCGCUAUUCGCUUUUCUUUUGGUCGUCAUGAAGGAGAUAUUCACGUGGUUAAUGAAGAGUUCUACAUUAUCUGCCAAUUCUGAUUCAAUGCAAAGACAAAUUUAA